Messenger RNA from Perkinsus marinus ATCC 50983, 244 nucleotides. RefSeq lists its product as hypothetical. The annotation marks the transcript as partial. The record is from RefSeq and is a predicted model, not a curated record. NCBI's taxonomy places the organism in Eukaryota, Perkinsozoa, Perkinsida, Perkinsidae. The transcript has a single exon.
UCCUGUCACUCCCACACCGACAACUACUAGCACACUAUCAACUAUCACUCGUACAGCACCACUAGUACGCCCUCGAAUACCACUCACACGCCAUCGAAUACCACUCACACGCCCUCGGAUACCACUCACACGCCAUCGAAUACCACUCACACGCCAUCGAAUACCACUCACACGCCCUCGAAUACCACUCACACGCCGUAGAAUACCACUCACACGCCGUCAAGUACCACUCACACGCCUUCGA